GUAAUGUAUUUACCAAGACCCUCAUCCCAUUAUUAUCCCCUUCAAUAUCCAACAUUAUCAGAAUUACCUUAAAGGGAGUAACCUAAGUUGAUUUAUGACUCAAGAUAUGAAAUAGAAGAUAAAUAUUACAGAAAUUAGAUCUAUAAUCAAUAGUAAUAAGAUUUAGCUUAAUCUCAAUAAGAAUAUCAAAAAAUGGAGAAAACUUAUAGCAAAUAGAAUGGAUAUAAAUAAGAUCUUGAUACUAUGAAUUAAACAUAUGGGAAUAAAAGAAAUAAUAAUUAAUAACAAUAACCUCCUAUAUCAGAAAAAUAUAACUAAAUAACAGAUUCAGAUAUUAAGUUUAUUUCUUACAUAUUUUAAGAGGAAAUACAGUUUAGAAAAGAACUUGUUCAAAUCAAUAAAAAAUUAAAGCUACUCAAACCAAACUUAUUGUAAUUGUUUUUUGUAUUUACAUCUGAUAAUCAUUAUGUAAUAAUUGAUUCUAAUUAAUAGAAAAUUGAAAAGUUUAAAUUCUUGGAAGUAUUACAAUCUUAUCAAGAUGAUAUCAAAGUUUGUGAUUUGGAAUUAUUAUUCAAUUAUUUAAAUAAUUGGAAACGUUCUUAAUCAAUUACUUAUGGGUAAUUUCUACAACUGAUAAUCCCUUAUAUUAAGUAUGAAGAAAUGCCCGAUCCAGCAGAUCUAAAGUAUUAAUAGGAUUAGCCUACACAAGAAUAAAUGGAAAUAUUUUGUAGAUUAAUUCAAAUGAAGUUGUAAAUGAUGUCUACUCUGGAGUAUUAUAGAUAAAAGAUUGAUAAAUCUCUUAUUAAUUUAGUAUAGAUCUUUGAAUUCAUAGAUCAAGAUAGGGAUGGAUAUAUUAAAGCAUUAGAAAUCACAAAAUUAUUAUGUAAAAAAAUAAAAAUUAUAGAUAUCUAGAGUAGUUUGGUUAUUUGGUUACAAUUGAAGAGGCUUAAUUAGUAUUAUAAGAUAUUGAUGAAAGAGGAUAAAUUAAUAUUAAUUAAUUUGUUUACUAUUACAAACCAAAAUCUUUGGCUAUAUAUUUAUGA
Messenger RNA from Paramecium pentaurelia, 1043 nucleotides. The record is from the annotation of a GenBank genome assembly. Lineage: Eukaryota; Ciliophora; Oligohymenophorea; Peniculida; Parameciidae.